GAACGAGUCGGACGUGUGCGCUGCUGGGGAUGCUGGCGCUUUUUUCGCGUUCCGUUUUUUCGAGUAAACAAACACACAAAAAAUAUUGUUAACACAAUUUUGUCUGUUCUAUUGUGCGGAAACCGAGUGAGCGAGAGGGUACACGGAAACCGCAAGCAAAAGCAACAAGCGUGUGGGAAGAGGAAAUCGAAAGGAGAAAUUGUGUGUGUGUGCGUGAAAUAUGGAAAUUGAAAAUGCAAUUAAUCGUGAAUUAAUGGCAAGCCAUAGAAAUCGCUCAAUGGCUUAAAGUGCAAGAGAAAAGUGAGCUUUUUGUUAUUGUUGUCAAUGCGGAAGACAAAAACCGAAAAGUCUGUGGUGGAAAUUUUAAAUACGUGUAUUUAUGUUCGUUUUCGCAACAACAAUAAGCCAUCAAGCGAAGUGCUGAAAUAGUCAAUUUACAAUUGGAGCUGCCGAGAAGUCUACAAACACACAUAUAUAUAAAAUAUAAACAUUUUGGCGUAUUUUCCAGUUGAAAUGGAAGCGGAGAGCUGAAAUAUGUAAGAAUAGGAAUAAAUUGCUGCAAAUUGCUAAAAAUAAAAAUGAGAAAACCAGCGAAAACAGAAACCCAAUAACUCAGACUCAAAGGUGGAAAUAAAAACAAGCGAUUUUGAGGCCCAGUCGAACGUGGAAUCGACUUGACCCACAGCGGUGCACGAGCAGAAAGAGACAGACACACCGCCGUAGAACGAGAGGCAGCGACACACGAUGCGUGUGGCUGGGUGGCUCAGAGGUGGCUUAAUGCUCGCCCUGGCCGUAAUGGUAACGCAGGCACGUUUCAUUGCGAAAAGAGAAACCGCCGGCUUGGAGCAGCCGGUGGCUUCCACUUCCAAUGACCCUGACAUGGUUAAGGCGCCCAGGGAAAGUGGGAGUGCCAGGGAACCGGUUGAAAUGAAGGGAGAAUCUAGCUCACAAACCCAUAUUGGAGAUGAAGGAAGCGCAUCAAUUGUGAAUCAAACUGAAACUCAAACUGCUAGUCUGAAAGAGAAUCUCAAAGUUAAGGAAACGACGGCAGAUGAGACCAGCACCACCAGCGAUAGAAUAAUAGCUGAAGAGCAACUCAAGCUGAAGGAGUCUACAACCACGGAACCUCAGUUGAAGGCAGCUCUAGUGGAUACGGAUACAGAUAUGGUUAAAGAAGAGUCAAGCAUCACAACCACGUCUCAGUUGGAUCAAGACCCAACCAAGGCGACAGCUAAGGAGUCUACCGAAGCUCCUUUAAAAGAAGAAACUCUUUUGAAAGAGGUCUUAAACACAACCACUGAACAUAUUUUGUUAACCGAGAAAGGCCCUCAAAAAGAUGUGGUCUUAACGAAGCCUCCUUUAAGAGAGGCUCAAACUGAGAAGAAGGAUGAGGUCGCAGAAUCUGUGGCAUUCGAUAAUUCCACCUUACCUUUAAAAGCAGUCUCUAUUGAAGUACCAAACACCACAGAGCGAGGGGUCAACACCACAACCACUCGUUCUUCCGAUCAUGGCCGAUCCAUGCAGUAUUCAUCCACCACUGAAGAAUCAAACCGAUCCCCUCCUGCAGUUACACCCAUGAAAUUGAGGCCACUACCCAUGACUUCCACACCAGUCAGCACCACUUCAACGUCGACGCCCUCGCCAACCACGCCAGUUGUGUUCGCCUCCAAUGAGAAUGUCAUCGAGGAGUCCACCUCAAAGUCAGAGGUGCGCCAGUUGCCGGAGAAGCGAGCCAAGUUUAUAAGUGAAAACUCCACGAAUGCCCAGCAACUUACACUGCCCAACACGGCUGAGGUUUGGAGUCUGGCUGCAAUGAAGGCGGUGCCCAAGGCAUCGCUAACUACCACAACGAUCGUGCCACUCCUCAAGCACACUGAUCUGGCGAAUGAUAUAGACAUGCCGCUCAAUAAAUCGGAGCUGCACAAGGAGAAGAAUCUCCUGGACUGGUUGAACAUUGCCAUGUUGCCCUCGACGCCCGAGAAUCGCACUGAAUUUGUGGUCCGAACCACUCUGGAUGCCACCGAGGGCGCCACCCAGGCUACCACCGAAGCUUUGGCAGAGAAAGGCCACCACAAAGGUGACUUUACAGUGGGAUUGGAACAGGAUAAUGUCACAACAGCAAGGACAAUGCCUUCAACACCUGAUCCUGGCUCCAUGGACCUGAAUAUGACGACUACAACGCAACAACUGGAGGUUCCAAUGGUGAAACAGAUGGCCGAUGUUGCCAAUGCCAAGUUAACAGAGGCGAUUACAGAGGCUCAAAGGGAAACAGAAGCGGCAACAGAGGCUGCAACAGAGGCGACAACAGAGGCUGCAACAGAGACUGCAACAUCGGUUACAUUAACCGAGCAACUUGCAACAUCUGCCGUAACAGCGGGGGUUGAUUCAACAAAUGUUACAGCAUCCGCAGCAGAGUCAGGUGAAAUGUCUAAGGCAAAUUCAAUAGAUCAGACGUUAUCAGCGAUGACAAGCACAACUACUACCACUGAAAGGCCAAUAUCUGUGGAGCAUGUAACCGCUGAGCCAGACAUGGAAGUAGCAACAUCACUGGCCACAACAGCUGCAACACCAAGUGGAGUCACGGAGGAAGCAGCAACAUCAACAACAACUGCAGCCACUCUAGUUGUCUCAGAGGCAGCAACAGCAGCAGAUGCAUCAGCAACAUUUAAGGCUACAACAGCUGCAACAUCGAGUGUGGCAGCCAUCCCCAGCACAACCGAAAUGGCCACAAAAGCGACUGAAAUCAGUAACAUCAGCAACAGCAGCAGCAACAGCAACAGCAGCAACAACAGCAACAGCAGUAACAGCAGCAACAACAGCAACAGCAGCAACAACAGCAACAGCAGCCACAGCAGCAACAACAGCAGCAACAGCAACAACAGCAACAGCAGCAACAACAGCGACGGCUAUGACGAUAACAGUAACGACGUCAUCGUUGCCACAACCAAAUUUCCAGAGAGCGAGCGGGCAACAACAACGACAACGACAACGGCAGACGUGGAGCCAACAGCGACGACGACGGUUAGUGUGCGAGUGGCUGGCGAGGUGAGCACUUCGAUUCGGCCAGAAAUCAUCGUUACCAGUAGUACGCGGAGCGGUGCGAUCGCGGGUACAAGUACAGCGGCGACAAGUGUAGCAACACCCACGCAAACGGAAAUUGCGCAAAUUAGCAAUGAAGUGAACUUGGAGGCAGUGACAGUGAAGACGCGCGACUACGGCAAUACGAAUGAGCUAAGAACAGCUGAGAAAACCGAUAACGCGGUCAAUAACAGUGUGGCCAUAACAGAGAGCGACUUCGGCGCAUUGGCAACAGCAACAGCAACAGUGGAAAGAAACCCCACAACAGCCACCAGUCUGCUUAGUGACGUGAGCAAGCUGAGCAAGGAGCACGAGUCCUCGCUGGAGACCAACAACAUCGGCGAGGCGUCUCCCGAAACGACGACGCCAUCAGCAGCAACUGCCACUGUUGCUGUUGCAACGGAUGAGAGCACAGCGGCGGCAGCAACAGGUGGCCAACGGGAAAUCGAGAGGGAGGGUCAACAUCAUGAGGGACAACAGGUGGUUGAUGCGCAGGACACAGAGCAGCAGUUAGCCAAGACAACGAUGGCGGUGACAACGACAACGACAACAACGAGUACUACAACAACUACCAGCAGUACAACAACAAGCACAACGGAGACGCCCUCAACCACGACAACAAUGCAGCCGGUGGAGAUAAGUCUGCUGGACGACAGCACCACCAGCAGCACCACAACGCCAGCCACAACACCUGCACCACCCACGCGGGUAUACUUCGAGUCCUCCACGGUGGCCAGCACCACCAGCAGCAGCAGCACCAGCAGCACCACCAGCAGCAGCACCACCAUGCUGCCGGACACGUCGCCGAGUCAACUGCCACCCACAUACAUGGCCCCGUAUCCCAACGAACUGGACCACAUGCAGACCAAUGCCCAGGGCAAUGGAACGGACGUGAAUGUGAUCAUAGCCAUCACGGUCAGCGUGAUUGGUGUUGUGGCCCUCAUCCUGCUGGUGGCCUUCCUCUACCUGAUGCGCAAGCGCCAGAAGCAGACGUCCUAUGGCCAAAGAUGUCGUCCCGUGAGCUUGGAUGCCUACUCCCUGGACAACGUUUCGGUGCUGGGCAGUGUGCGGCGCAAGGGUCGCGACGUGCGUGCCUCCAAGCGGACCUAUGGCAACGCCGCCUUCGAUGAUCCCUCGCUGCGGCACAACCUCCUGACCGCCAGUGAGUUGGCACGCUUUGCGGAGCGACGCUCCGACGUCUUCGAGGAGUUCCGCGACGUGCCGCAGAUCAUCGCCAGAGCGGACGAAGUGCCUCCUGGUUGUGAGGACAAGAACCGCUACGCCAACGUGAUUCCGCUUCCUGAGACGCGGGUGGUGCUCCAGCGGCAAGGCGACGAUGACAAAACGGAAUACAUUAAUGCCAAUUAUGUGCGGGGCCCCCGAGAUGCGCCCAACUACUACAUAGCCUGCCAGGCGCCGCUGGAGAGCACGACCAGCGAUUUCUGGCGCAUGAUCUGGGAGCAGCAGUCGCGGGUGAUCGUCCAGGCGACGGAUCUCAGUGAGAAUGGCAUUGAGCGGUGCGCCGAGUACCUGCCACCGUCGGCGACUCUGGACAACCACAGCAGCUAUGGCGAUUACCAGGUGACCCUCAAGCAUCGCGAGGUCAAGGAUCGCUAUGCCAUUUCCACCUUGGUACUAAAGCGCGUGGAUGGCGAGGAGAGCCGUGAGCUCACCCACUACUGGUACAAAUGGCCGGAGGCGGGUGUUCCGGCCGAGGAGGCGCCCAUCAUCGCCAUGCUGCUGGAGGCGCGCUCCUCGCUGAAGUCCUACUGCCUGGAGCAGGCCAACGAGCUGCGCGAGAAGUCCGCCACCCUGGAGACGUCAAUGGAUGCGGACGGCAGCAAAGCCGAGGCGGGCAGCACGUCCAGCCACGAGAUUAAUGGCAACAUUUCAAGUCGAAGCGCCACGAGAAGUCAGCAGGGACCGCUAACCGUUCACUGUUCUCCAGGCACGGGACGAACCGGUACCAUUAUAGCGUCGGACAUGGCCAUCCGCAGUCUGGAAACGCCGAAGCGGUCCGUGGACAUCCCCCAACUGGUUUACUACGUGCGACGGGGACGUGCCAGCGCCGUGCAGACCAAGGAGCAGUAUGAAUUUAUCUACAAGGUGGCCAGCAUGUAUGCGGCCAAGAUCACAAAUCUGUCCAACGACAACUGAAGGCCAAGGGGCGGAUGGCUUUGGCGGCAGACCCCAUCGAGUGGAAACCGAAUUUUCGAUUGAGUUCGCCUUUCCAGCACUGAUCCAUGGGACCCCCUGUAAUAAUAGUAGCUAUGUUUUAUACGAAAUAUUAGUGUAAAUUAGUAUUAUUAGUAUGCUUGAAUGUUGGCACCUAUUUAAGCGUCAUUGUAUGUCGGGCUUUAAAUAUCAUUUAAAAUGUAUGUAUUCCUUUAUUAUUGUGAUAUAAUCGUACAUUCGUAUAUCUCCUGAUAAUCUGUUGCAUAUUUAUAAUGUCAAUUUUUGUUUUUUGCACUGUCCCGAGUUCCGGGGCCAUAUAAUCCGGAGCAAAUGAUAAUUAUUUGGAGCUCUCCUUGUUUUAAGAAAGUCAAAUAUGUAAUCAAAACAAUGUGUUUAUCUAUUUUAAACGAGCUUUAAUGUACGUAAGUUAUUUUAAGUCUACAUCGAGCUGUACUGUACUCAUAUUAUUGUAAAUUACAAGAAAAAUAUGUUCAGCAGA
Messenger RNA from Drosophila santomea, 5752 nucleotides. RefSeq names its product mucin-5AC. Gene Ontology annotation, biological process: protein dephosphorylation. Gene Ontology annotation, molecular function: protein tyrosine phosphatase activity. The coding region runs from base 745 to 5235 and encodes 1496 amino acids. NCBI's taxonomy places the organism in Eukaryota, Metazoa, Arthropoda, Insecta, Diptera, Drosophilidae. The record is from RefSeq and is a predicted model, not a curated record. The transcript has 5 exons.